Verticillium dahliae VdLs.17 is the source of this 3624-nucleotide messenger RNA. RefSeq names its product peregrin. The transcript has 5 exons. Gene Ontology annotation, biological process: regulation of transcription by RNA polymerase II. Lineage: Eukaryota; Fungi; Ascomycota; Sordariomycetes; Glomerellales; Plectosphaerellaceae. Bases 1 to 3624 code for a protein of 1207 amino acids. The record is from RefSeq and is a predicted model, not a curated record.
AUGGCGUGUGGGGCGGCACCCACCUUGACGUUCCGGAAUGGCCCACUUUGGCCUCUGGCCUGGGUGAAGUGGGCACACAGACAGGCCAGCUGUUUGAAUACGGCCAGACUCCUACAAUACCCAGAGGCAUUCAUCAAGAGCUUGCAGACCUAUCACGCCGUCCAAAGCUUUGAUACCGAAGCCGAAGACAUGGCGUCCAAGCCUGCGACCCCUCGUCGACCGACUGCGAGCCGCAAGAGGACCAGACCAGCGCCACCAUCUGUGUCCUCGACUGCUCUCCUCGGCUUCGACGACGACGACGUGUCAGCGCCUACUACCAUCUCCAAACGCCCUAGUCGUGAGCGCAUAUCGACUCCGACCACUGCCUCGUCGACUCGACCCGUUCGCGACAAGGACGCCGCCAACCCACCAGUCGCGACCUCUUCGCGGCCCACGCGAGAGGUGGCCACCCCAACAACAGCCUUCGGCGCCAGCGCCGCUGCUCGCUCCGAGCCCCCGCCAAAACGAAGGAGAUAUAUACCUGGUGGCGCUGGAGGCGGUGGCCGCUUCAUCGAGGAAGAUGGCACCAUUACCUUCAACGUUCCUAGCGCAAUGCGCACCCCGAGACCUCCGCGUGAGCCGCGCGUCCCCGCUACGACUGCUACGAUACCGCGGCGGGAGAGAAGCACCCGCAUCCGCACGGCGGCUGAUCAUGGCGAUAUGGAGUUUAGCUCGGCUGCCGCGGUCGCAGCUGCCGUUGCCCAGAACGAGGGUUACAAGCCUCGCGAGGAGCGCGGGUGGGAGGAGUUCCACCCAAACCUCGACAUCGAGGCCACCUUUAAGGUCUUUCGCUCGGAAGAGGUCGACGGACUAUCUCAACCACCCGCAGCGCCAGCGACGCCGGUUGCGCUGUCGUCCUCCAACCACGCCUCCAGUACGCCACUACGCGAGGUCAACCCCGAGUCGACGGGUAACACUCCGAACCCGGGGGCAGACUCUCAGCCCGGCGCGUCAGAAUCGCCUCAAAAGCGCCGGGCUACCCGUCCCACACGAGAAUCAGCCUCUUACUUUUCGCUUCGGGAUGUGCCCGCCGCGGCGGUGCCCAAGACGCCCCAAGUCUUGCCCAUCAGAAAUCAGACGGCGAAGGAGAGGCUAGACCUGAAAGCACCCUCAUAUCGUCGAUCUGAUCGCAUCGUUCAGUUUGAAGGCAAGGGCUUUGGCCAGGCAAGAUAUGUCGACAAAUCCAUGAUGAAUGUGGGAUACCAAGAAAGCGACCAGUACAUCCGACCAGAGCGUAGAAUGCUCAAGGCAACCGACGCCAAUGUCGAGGAUGACAUGGAUACCGCGCUCUCCAUGAAGCCCGACGGCGAGCCGGCCGCGCCUCUCCUCACGUCCGCCCCUGUGGGCCGUGUCGAGUACGAUAUGGACGAGCAAGAUGACAUGUGGCUCGAAGCUUACAAUAUUGAGCGGAAGAGCCACGAGCUCGAGCCCAUCACUCGCGAGGUAUUCGAAAUUGCGUUAACCAAGAUCGAAAAGGAGUGGCAUGCAUUAGAGAAACGCAUCCCCAAGCCUAACCCGAAGCCACCACAGACACACAGGCCGAGGUCGAGUUCAGCAGCAGCCGUCAAUGGCGAACCGCAAGUGGGCGAAGAACAAGACUCAAAAUGUGCCAUCUGUGAUGACGGAGACUGCGAGAACACAAACGCCAUUGUCUUCUGCGAUGGCUGCGACCUGGCAGUCCAUCAAGAGUGUUACGGUGUGCCCUUUAUCCCCGAGGGCCAGUGGCUCUGCAGAAAGUGCCAGCUGAUCGGCCGCGGAAUACCGAACAGCCAAGGCGCGCUUGCUGUUCUUGACAACAGCAUGAUUCUCAAGGCGUACUGCGACAAGCACUGCCCGCCCGACUACACCAAGGAGAAUGGCGUCGCUCAGGCCACGCGGGAUGCGAAGCGGUUCUACAAGAAGACCAUGAAGGGUCGCAUCUGGGCGGACAACCAGGUGGUCGCGCACGCGCUGGCGGCGACCCAUCGUCACGCCUUGACGGAUCAUGCCCCCGAUGAAAGCCAGAUGACUGGCGCGAAGCUGUCCAUGAUGGGCGACAGCAAGAAGGGGCAGCCCGGAAAGCCGAUAUGGAAACUUCCCUCUGGUGCGCCUGUUAUUCCUAGAACCGUUUUCGACAUUGUCGAAAUGGCUCUUUCUCGGUUCCCCUUUAGGAAACGAAAAGAUUUCGUCAGCGAAGCAUGUCGGUAUUGGACCCUGAAAAGGGAGGCGCGUAGGGGUGCGGCGCUCCUGAAACGACUGCAAUUGCAGAUGGAGACCUUUUCGUCCAUGGAACUCACUCGUAGGAACUUUGCAGGCAUGGGUCCCUCAGGUAAAACCAGGCUGCAGAGGCGGAUCGAAUUUGCUGAGACGCUGCUGCGUGAUCUGGAGCAACUCAAGGACCUGUCGGCCAAGGUCGUCGAACGCGAGCAGCUCAAACUGGAGGCUGCUGAGCUUGAGCAAGACUUUGUGGACACAUGUUACUUUCCGGUGGCGAAGCUCUUCUUCCCGGUGGUCGAGAAGGCGCUCGCGCUGGACAAGGGUGUGUUCUACGACGGGCUGGUGAAGCUUCAGUCACAGCUGGACGUUCGCUUCUACACGACGACGUUAGCGUUUGCGCAUGACCUGUGUGAAGUCAUCAGCGUGGGCAUCAACACCGAGAUCAAGAAAGUGGAGACGGCGGAUGAAGAGCUCGUCGCUACCACGCUUGGGAAAGUGUCAUACGAGGACCCGAGACAGAGGAAAACACUGGGGAAGCGCAUCCUCAAGGCUGUUCAGCCACAGCUCGAGACAGCCCUUCGAACCGAGGCAGAGAUCAGCUCUAAGCCACUUGAUCCUUUGACAAAGGAGCUGGAAGGCAUGUUGGAAGCCAGCAUCGAGUUCAAGUCUCUGUCGAAUGACGAUGGGGAGAAGACAAUAGAUGCUGACCACGAUGUGGUGAUGGCGGAUGCUUCGAUCGAGGAAAUCACGGUCGCAAAUGGCCAUGUCGAGAAGGAUAGAGCAGAAGAAGGCGGCGAUGUAGAUGCCAUGGAGGUUGACGCUGUUGGCGAAGAAGACGACGGCAGUAUCGAGGUCGCCACCUCCAACAUUGACGACAAGGGCAAGCUUCCCUCCUCCAGUUCGUCGGUUGCCGGCCUCGAAGGCAACGGCAAGGUCGCGGAGCAGGCCUAUGCAGCUCUGACAAACGGCGUCGCGGGCGCUUCUGAUACACCCCCCGCCUCCGAUGGCUACCAGAGCAACUCCGCGCCGGAGCAGCCGGCGCCUCCGACACCGCCCCAAUCAAUCGGCAGCCUCGGCGCGCAGUCGAAUGACCCCCUGUCCGAAGGCGGCCUCGCAUGGCACCUCAAGGACUUCAAGCUGCGAGGCACAACCAUCCUUGCGGACCAGUGGCCUGGGCGCGACGCCAUCCGUAGCCUCAGCGAGGAGCUUUCCGAUAUGGACGACCGUGAGCUUGAGGGCCUGGGCUUCGACGUCGAUGACAGCACCAUCACGGCAUCGCCCAACGGCGCCGCAGCUAGCAGUGAGGUCAUUGUGGACACAAUCGUCAGCAAAGCCAAGGCGAGCACCCGUGUUCGCAAAAAGACGCGCAGCUCUACGCGCCGGCGAUGA